Molecule: messenger RNA, 863 nt
Organism: Lingula anatina
Lineage: Eukaryota; Metazoa; Brachiopoda; Lingulata; Lingulida; Lingulidae
Source: RefSeq, a predicted model, not a curated record
CACACACAUGGUAAGUUACCAUGUCGCCAAACAGCGUAAGAUCACAGAAUGCAGCAAUAAGGUGGCUGCACGUUCCUUGGCGUAUUCAUACUUAUGCUUUACUUCCUCGUCUGCCGAGGAAGGGAACACUCUCCAAAGCCAGUGUGUGCCACUCUUGCCUGCUCCAUUACUCGUGUGAUAGAAGUUGACUUCUCCAACCCUUGUGGCCUUUCACCGUGCAAAAGCAACAGAUCUACUCCAAAACCGAAAUACCUUGAGAACUUUAUUAUCGACUUGGGAAAAGCGCGUACCCGGGCAGAGAAACUGUACGGUUUUUAUCGUGGAAAUCUGGGUAACAUUAUAGCUGACCGUCGACUCACUCGGAAUCCCAAAAACGAUGUUAGAUUGAACUGUGAAUCAUGGACCCGGGAAACGUUCGGUACUAUCAAUGGCGCUGACGUCCAUCUGAACGGGGAAACGCUGAAAAUCAUCCAUCAUGCUCUGUUGAAUUUCACAUAUCACGUAAGUGACGUUUACAGGAAUGCAAUUCAAAAUAAGUACUGCCAACCUGGAGACAAUGAAGCGCGUGAUAUACAGGAAUUUCAGGAAAAUAAUAUGCUUCCAAUCUUGUGUACUAUCGACGUAAUGAAACGUCAUCUUCAGAUAUGCCUUGAUUCCGAGAUACACGCUCAGGUCAAAUCAGCACAGUGGGACAGAUGUACAGAGACCAAACACCAAAGGAAUGUCUACGGUUUGGAAGUAUUUUAUCACGGAAAGUGUCUUCUGUCGUUCCUUUGGGAAUCGUUCAACGCUGCCAUUUCGAAGCGACCUGACGGAAAUACUUAUUUUCUGGACUUUGGCAACUGAGGCUUGGCCACUAACUU